UAGAGACAAUGGGUGAUUUUUAGAUCCCAGCUAGCUUCUUGUUUCCUCAGCUAGCUCCAAAUUAAUAACCUUUUUUAAAACUCAUAAUCAUUGCAGAAGAUUCUCCCAGCAACCAAGAGAAUGAACAUACUACCAUCCAAGAGGCCGGACACCUUUAAAUUCGCAACUGGAGACACGAGCUGCCUGUUCCAAAAUGGAGUCGGGGACGGACCGAUGAAAUGCGGCUCCUGGGUGAAUUCCUCCCCGCGGAUAGUUGAACAAAACGGGGGCACAGCGGAGGGCCCGAGGCGGCCGAAGAGCCUGCAGGUCACCGCAGGCAGCACCGUGUUCCAGGUGAAGAGCUGCCGGGGCGACGGAGCCCCGGAGGAAGGCUCGCUGCCCUCCAGCCCGGGGCCGGACUCCCCGGAGGACGGGGACCGCUGCCCGGCCGGAGCCGAGGGGCUGGAGGCCGAGGGGCUGGAGGCCGACACCCGGCAGCUCAUCGGCCGCUUGCUCGAGGACUUCGUGUCCCACAAGGAUUCGAGCUGGGGGGACAGCAAAGCGCUGGCCACCAUGAAGAGGGUCGUGGACGAUCUGCUGGAGAAACACAGAUACGCGUAUAAUGGGAUGCUCAACAAACUAUCGCUAGACAACCGGGCGGACGACGUGGGCUUCGUGGGCGACGUGGCCUCCAGCCUGUUCAACGACGGGACCACCAACUGGGGCCGGAUCGCCAGCCUGGUGGCCUUCGGGGCCGUGGUGUGCCAGCACCUGGAGAAGAAGAGGGGCCCGGGCAACAGCGUGGAGCUGGUGGGCCAGGAGAUCUCCACCUACCUGCUGACCCACCAGAGGGACUGGCUGGUGAAGAACAACUCCUGGGACGGGUUUGUGCAGUUCUUCAGAGUCUCCAACCCUGAGGCCACGGUGAGGAACACGCUGCUGGGCCUGGCUGGGUUUGCCGGCAUCGGGGCGCUGGCCCUGUUGAUCAGGUGAACUUGGACUCUUGGGGACUUUGGUGUCCCACACAAUGAUGGAAGCUCCUUCUCUUUUGAACAUUCAAACCCUUCUGGGUUGGACAAAGAAGAUGGAAUUAGCGGCUCAACUGGAGCUCGCGUGAUAAAGCAAUCACACACCAGUGGUUACUUUUAUCUUCUUUACCCUCCUUGGACUCCCUUCACCCCCCCCACCCACCCACCCACACAACAAGCUCGCGGUCACUGUCGGCUUUGUAUAAUUUCCCCCCCCAACUCCCGGAAUACCAUCAAACAAGAAGCAGAUAUUUAAUUUACAAAGCAAAUUAUUUUUCUAAAAACGUGUACAUUGAUUCUAUGCAACAGAUUUGAAUGGUAAUGGGAAGUCGUUUUUUCUUUUUAAUCUUCCUUUUUUUUUGAUUUAGAUUGUUUUUUUUUUCUUAUUGUUUACAUCUUUUCCAAAUUAUGAAACCUUUCCCUGACAGUGAGGGUGUUAGCAGGCGGGCGUGUGUGAAGGGAGGCGGGGGUGAAUUUGCGUGAGUGUAGCUCUUGUUUCCUGGUUGGGAAACUGCCGGGAGGAGAGCGACCCCCGAGCCGGACUCGUGGCAGCAGCAGAACCGGGAGCGUUCCCGUGUGAACCGCACGAGCACCGAGGCUGAAGCAGCAGAUUGGGCUCUUCCUCUGCACCACAAGCUGACUUGAGAGAGGACAAUAACUAAUAGUACAAAAUCCAGUUUAAAGCUACUGAAAAAUAAAACGCAAAUAUAAUUCACAUGA
This is a messenger RNA of Limanda limanda (common dab), 1727 nucleotides long. It is a transcript of the gene mcl1b, whose product is annotated as MCL1 apoptosis regulator, BCL2 family member b. Gene Ontology annotation, biological process: mitochondrial fusion; positive regulation of apoptotic process; intrinsic apoptotic signaling pathway in response to DNA damage. Gene Ontology annotation, molecular function: channel activity; protein heterodimerization activity; protein homodimerization activity. The transcript has 3 exons. NCBI's taxonomy places the organism in Eukaryota, Metazoa, Chordata, Actinopteri, Pleuronectiformes, Pleuronectidae. Bases 121 to 972 code for a protein of 283 amino acids. Gene Ontology annotation, cellular component: mitochondrial outer membrane. The record is from RefSeq and is a predicted model, not a curated record.